GGCCGGUGGACCUCAAGGAUGAGGCUGCUCAGGGUGCUGAUUUUCCUGGCUCACCUUGGAGCGGCCAGGACUGAGACAGGGAAGUUCUGGCACAUCUCUGACCUGCACCUUGACCCCAACUACAAUGCAUCCGGAACCCCCCUCCAGGUGUGCCCAUCAGCCGGCUCCCAGCCAGUGCCCAACGCGGGCCCCUGGGGUGAUUACCUCUGCGAUUCUCCCUGGGUCCUGAUCAACUCCUCCAUUCACGCCAUGAAGGAGAUUGAGCCGGAGCCAGACUUCAUCCUCUGGACUGGUGAUGACACCCCUCAUGUGCCCAACGAUGAGCUGGGAGAGGAAGCCGUGCUGGGAAUCGUGGAACGCCUCACCGCGCUCAUCAGAGAGGUCUUUCCAGAUACUAAAGUCUAUGCUGCUUUGGGCAACCAUGACUUUCACCCCAAAAACCAGUUCCCAGCAGAGAGCAAUAAUAUCUACAACCGGGUGGCAGAACUGUGGAGGCCCUGGCUCAGUAAUGAGUCUGUUGCUCUCUUCAAAAAAGGUGCCUUCUAUUCUGAGAGACUGCCAGGGCUCGGCAGGGCGGGGCGAAUCGUGGUCCUCAACACCAACUUGUACUAUAGCAACAACAAGCAGACGGCUGGCAUGUCUGACCCUGGUCAGCAGUUCCAGUGGCUGGAAGAUGUGCUGACCCGUGCCUCCCAAGCGAAGGAAAUGGUCUACAUCAUUGGCCACGUGCCCCCGGGGUUCUUUGAGAAGACGCGGAACAAAGCCUGGUUCCGGGAGGGCUUCAACGAGGAGUACCUGAAAGUGGUCCGCAAGCACCACGGGGUCAUCGCGGGGCAGUUCUUCGGGCACCACCACACCGACAGCUUCCGGAUGUUCUACGAUGACGCAGGUGCCCCCAUCAGCGUCAUGUUCCUCACACCUGGGGUCACGCCAUGGAAAACCACGUUGCCUGGAGUGGUCAACGGGGCCAACAAUCCAGGCAUCCGGGUGUUCGAAUACGACCGGGCCACACUGAGCCUGCAGGACAUGGUGACCUACUUCGUCAACCUGAGCCAGGCAAACGCGCAAGGGACUCCGCGCUGGGAGCUCGAGUAUCGGGUGACAGAAGCCUACCGGGUGCGCGACGCCGGCGCCCGCUCCAUGCAAGAGGCUCUGAAGCGCAUCUCCAGCGAGCAGGCCGCGCUGCAGCGCUACUACGUCUACAACUCCGUCAGCUAUGACCUGCAGGCCUGCGGCGCCGGCUGCCGCGCCGAGCACGUGUGCGCGCUGCGCGCAGUGGCCUUCGACGCCUACGCCGGCCCGAGGGCCAAGCGGGCUUGGGGAGGCUAA
Condylura cristata (star-nosed mole) is the source of this 1329-nucleotide messenger RNA. It is a transcript of the gene SMPDL3B, whose product is annotated as sphingomyelin phosphodiesterase, acid-like 3B. Bases 19 to 1329 code for a protein of 436 amino acids. Gene Ontology annotation, molecular function: sphingomyelin phosphodiesterase activity. Lineage: Eukaryota; Metazoa; Chordata; Mammalia; Eulipotyphla; Talpidae. The transcript has 9 exons. The record is from RefSeq and is a predicted model, not a curated record. Gene Ontology annotation, biological process: sphingomyelin catabolic process.